This is a messenger RNA of Loxodonta africana (African savanna elephant), 932 nucleotides long. RefSeq names its product thyroglobulin-like. The transcript has 5 exons. NCBI's taxonomy places the organism in Eukaryota, Metazoa, Chordata, Mammalia, Proboscidea, Elephantidae. Bases 286 to 807 code for a protein of 173 amino acids. The record is from RefSeq and is a predicted model, not a curated record. Gene Ontology annotation, biological process: thyroid hormone generation.
GCCGACGGUUUGAGCUGUACUGACUCAGGCCUUUCAGAAUCUGACUGGGGAACUUGUGUGUCUAUUUUUCAGCAAUUUGAGGAAAGUCAAGGUAGGACCAGCAGCAAGACUGCCUUCUAUCAGGCGCUGCAGAAUUCCCUGGGCGGCGAGGGUGGAGAUACCAGGGUGGAGGCCGCUGCCACGUGGUAUUACUCCCUGGAGCACUCUGAGGACGAUUACGCCUCCUUCUCCCGGGCCCUGGAGAACGCCACCAGGGACUACUUCAUCACCUGCCCUGUGAUCGACAUGGCCAGCCACUGGGCAAGACGGGCCCGAGGAAAUGUCUUCAUGUACCACGUUCCUGGAAGCUAUGACCGCAGCAGCCUGGAACUGCUGACAGAUGUGCAGUACGCCUUUGGGCUUCCCUUCUACCCCACCUACGAGGGGCGGUUUACCCUGGAGGAGAAAAGCCUCUCCCUGAAAAUCAUGCAGUACUUUUCCAACUUCAUCAGAUCCGGAAACCCCAACUAUCCUCAUGAGUUCUCCCGGAGAGCACCUGAGUUUGCAGCCCCUUGGCCCGACUUCCUCCCGUAUGCUGGUGGAGAGAGCUAUAAGGAGUUCAGCUCCCUGCUCCCCAAUCGACAGGGCCUGAAAAAAGCCGACUGCUCCUUCUGGUCCAAGUACAUCCAGUCUCUGAAGGCAUCAGCAGAUGGAGCCAACGACCAGCAGUCAGCCCUGAGUGAAGAGGAGGAAUUGCCGCCGGGCUCUGGGCUGAGGGAAGACCUCCUGGGCCUCUCAGGGCCAGGCUCCAAGGCCUACAGCAAGUGACCAGCCUCUGAGAGCUCCUCUGCCCACUGGCCAGUCGCCACCUGCCAACCCCACCCCAGACUUAGCUGCCCACCACGGGUACCUUGUUCUCUAAAACAGCCACUUAGUUUCAAUAAAGCGUUUAU